Molecule: messenger RNA, 798 nt
Organism: Durusdinium trenchii
Lineage: Eukaryota; Dinophyceae; Suessiales; Symbiodiniaceae
Source: the annotation of a GenBank genome assembly
AUGGCUCGCAUCGACACAAAUGUGGCUUUGAGUCCUGUCAGACAGGAACUGACUCGAUUGCGGGCAGGUCUCACAGAUUCACAGGCCCGCCAUAGAGACACUGCCCUGCUCCUCGAACGCUUGUCAGGCCAGAAUGCCUCCUUGAGGGCACAGCUCCGGGAGUGCUCCGGUGCAGAGGCUGCUGGCUUGAGUUCUUCGCCGCUGCGAAACAUCAGCAACCUCAAGGAGCAGAACACACCCAAGACUCGGGUGUUUCAACCUCCAACUCCAAGGCGCAAUGUUGUCUCAACACCAUCUGAAGGCCGCCCUGCUGAAACAGAUGCGCUCAGGCAUCGUGUUUGGCAACUUGAGCGGCACUUGGAGGAUGAGAAGCGGCGCAACGCGGUGCUUCAGAGAAGUCUGGACCAGAUCCGGUCUGGACAGCCAAACAAGCAGCCUGAGGCUAGUGAACUUGCAACACUUGAGUUGGAGCUCAAAUCCUUGGCUACGGAGCGAAAGCUUCUGGAAGACGCUGUGGAGGUGCGACAACGCGCAGCACCAUUUGCUCAAGAGUUUGUGGCCCUUGGAAGCUCAGUGGGCCAGCUUCAGCAGGAGCUAUCUCAGGAGUUUGAGGCUGUGCGCCUGCUACAUCGCGAAGAGAUGAGACUGGCAAGUACUGAGCAUACAUUGGAGCAACGAGUGAGUAUGAUGCAGCAGGAGCUAAGCAUUUCUGAGGCAACCACCGCAUCCUGCCGGGCAAGCCUACAAACUGCACACGUUGAAGCUGGGAAGAACGAGGUUGGUGUGAGUUCUUCAUAG